CAUUUGGGUUUAAAGGGCCAUUUAAUACACAGUAUCCUGGACGCUUCAAUUAACCAACGAAACUACUGGUAGUAUUUAUUUCAAUGGUCUGUGAUGUUGCAUAAAGAGACCUUGAAUAAAAUGGUAAUUUAUCAAAUAAGAUCCUAAUCAAAACCAUUAUGGAUAAACAUGACAUCAUAUCCGAGAUUGGACAGUUCAGUUAUUACCAAAGAAUAAUAGCAUUGACUAUUUUAUUUACCAAUAUUCCUGCUGCCUUUUCCAUGAUGAUGAUGGCUUUUGGUGGAACCAUUCCAGAUUGGACCUGUUCGGUGUCAGAUGAAGCUGUGAUAGAUUUAAACACUACAAAUGUCUGUCCUAUGAACGGAACUGAGUGUAAAAGAAUAUUUUUAACAGAAAUGGAAACAGUUAUAAAUGAGUGGGAUUUAGUGUGUGAUAAGAGAUGGGUUGGUUUCACCAUAACUUCAAUACAAAUGGCGGGGGUUUUGGUUGGUUCACUCGUUGCAGGAUAUAUAUCUGAUGUUUUUGGUAGAAAGAAAACCUUAUAUGGCAGCCAAUUAGUGUUGUUCGUAAUGAAUGUCGUCAAUAUAUUCUCGCCAUCGUGGCAGGUUUUUGCUGGACUAAGAUUUGUGGUCGGUUUAGCCCUCGGUGGGAUUAUGACUGUUAAUUUUCCGCUAGCCAUGGAAUUUGUUGGCCCUCGAUGGAGAAGUAUCCUGGGAGCCAUUCCAGCGUUUUCAUUAGGCUGUGCUUUAAUGCCAUUGGUUCUAUGGUUAACUCCACAGUGGUAUCAUUUUGAAGUUUCCUGUGCCGUUUUAAGUUUUAUUUCACUAUUAGGUUGGUUCUAUGUUCCAGAAAGUAUCAGGUGGUUGGCAGUAAAAGGAAAAAUAGAUGAAGCCGAAAAAAUCAUUUCUAAUAUCGCCAGAAGAAAUAAGAAGCCGACACCAGAUAUGAAAGUUUUACGGGUUAUAUAUGAAGAAGAAAUAUUUCAUAGCAAGGGAAAAAGCUAUUCCUACUUAGAUUUAUUUAGAACUAAAGACAUGGCUAAACGGACACUAAUAUUAUCAGUGGCAUGGAUGUCGCAAUCGAUGACUUUCUUCUGUGUUGCAUUGGGGGUUCAAAAUUUGGCUGGAAAUUUAUUUCUUAACAUGUUUUUAUUAACCAUUGUGGAGAUGCCGUCCCAUUUAAUUGUUUUACUGUCUGCCAAUACAGUGGGUAGAAGAUGGUCUGUAGCAGGGUUUUAUUAUGCUACGGGUCUUCUUGGUCUUGGAGCAGCUUUAGCUACUUUAUAUGCACCAGAUUCAUCCCGUGGAUCUAUAGUUAAUGCCUGUGCUAUGUUAGCAAAUCUAUGUGUGGGUACUAGCUGGACAGUAAUGAUGGUGUUUACUACAGAACAAUAUCCUACAGUUAUAAGGAAUCUUGGAUAUGGUGUUGGUAAUAUGAUGGCACGUUUAGGGGCUAUAUUUUCAUCACAGAUAGUAGCGUUAGCAGCAGAUGGAGCUUAUAUACCGUAUGUUAUAAUAACAGUUUUAAUGGUUCUAUCGGGUAGUUUAGUUUUAACAUUAAGUGAAACUAGGGGUACAGCAUUGCUAGAUUCUCUACAAAACAGUGAAAAGAAAGAAGAAACAACAAAUCUGCAAAACAAUUAACAGGUGAUGAGAUGUGCAUGGGUGUAUCCAACUAGGACAUUGUAGCCUAUUUGUUAAAUAGUGACAGACAAUUUCUGUGAAAGCAGUCAUAUCGUCUAUAAUUUUAGAUCUGAAUUCAUAUUAAAUAGGUGUAUAUAUCUUAAAUACAGUACAAAAAAAGUUAAAUGUAUAUCAACAUAACAGAAGAUGUAGUGCACCUGAAUUUAAACAUGAUCAAACCAACAAACUCCAUUAUAUUUAUCUCUUCCUGACUGCCCAGAAAAACAGUUUUGGCCUUUAAUUGUAUGAUAAACACGUCCGGAAUAUAAGUCCCUUGGUGUCAUUUGUAUUUUUCGACUUUAUACACGUUUAUUUAAUUAAGAAACCAAAUUAAAAUAUUAACGUUGGAUAUUCUCUCGGCUUCUAUUCAAUCCGAUGCAAAGGGUGUCCAUGAAAAUUUUAGGUGGGGCUGACAGAUUUUGACCCUAUCCCAUUAUGUGUUGACAAAUUUUGAAAUCAUCAUAUCUUUGUAAAGACUGAACGGAAUCCAAUCGUUUUUGGAUUCCUAUUCCUUUCGGAGUUCGCCAUUAACAAUUCGUAAAUGACGUUCAUAGGAGUAAGUGACACACGUGCUGAAAAACAGAUUCGCGUGAUGUACUUAGUUAUUUUCUUGAAAAGUGUCAAGAUUUGUUUAAAAUAUAUAUACCACCACCAAAGUCCAUGCAUUAUAUAAACGUUUAGUGCUAUUCUUGUCAGCAUAAUGGACUGAACUCUAUACCUCACAUCUAAAAAUGACACAAUUUGUUUAAAACUUCUUCUUGUUCCUUGCUAUUGUUUUGAUUUUUUUCAAAUAAAAUCCAUUUUUAUCAGAUUUUCUUAACAACUUGUUCAUUUUUAUCAUUCGGAUUCCUUUUAUCACAGUAUAUGUCAAUUUUGGUGUCCUAGUCUAAAUAUAUAUAUACAGAAAUACAAUUUUUAGCAGAUUGUGUGAAAUGGCACUCGUCAACCUUAUUGCACUAUAAGCAUCCUCGAUUCUUGAAACAAUCACAACCAUAUUAUAUAAAUUAUACAAAUUUAGUGCGAAGCCAGUUGUAUAUAUGUGUAAACAAAUGCUCAAGAAAUCAAAUAUAGAUGUACAUUAAACGAUAAACCAAAGAUAAAAUUUUAAUAAAUAUGUAUAUAAAAUGUU
Molecule: messenger RNA, 2811 nt
Organism: Patella vulgata (common limpet)
Lineage: Eukaryota; Metazoa; Mollusca; Gastropoda; Patellidae
Product: solute carrier family 22 member 4
Exons: 9
Coding region: 159-1643 (494 amino acids)
Biological process (GO): transmembrane transport
Cellular component (GO): membrane
Molecular function (GO): transmembrane transporter activity
Source: RefSeq, a predicted model, not a curated record